AUGCCGCCCAUCACCCGGAAAGGAUCAGCAACCCUGAAGCAGCUGAAGAUUCAAUUGGACGAUUUGAAAUCUUCGUUCGAUGACAUUUCGUCUUUCAUUCAGAAGUUCUCUGAUGAAACAACCGCCACUCAGGUAGAAGUUCGGUUAUCAAAAAUUGAAGAAUUGUGGGAGAGAUUUAGCGAGAACUUGGUUGAGCUAAAAUCUCAGGAUGAUUUUGAGGAUGAAGAGGGUUAUUAUGCAAAGCUUCGCAAACAGUUGAGCGAUCGGUACUAUGAAUCCAAAACUUUCCUAUUGGACAAGAGUAAGCUGCUUCGGGAACCGUCUGAACUGGAAAAGUCUACCCAUGAGCCGAAAAUGCAAGGUGUGGUUGAUCAUGUCCGAUUACCACAAAUCAAUCUCCAGACGUUCAGCGGGGACAUCGACGAUUGGUUGAGUUUUCGGGAUCUAUUCACCUCGUUGAUUCAUUGGAGAACCGACUUGCCCGAGGUGGAGAAGCUGCAUUACCUUAAAGGGUGUCUUCAAGGGGAGCCGAAAAGCCUGAUCGACUCGUUGAAGAUCACCAAGGCGAAUUACCAGAUCGCUUGGGACACGCUAUUGAAGCGAUAUAACAACAACAAGUUGCUGAAGAAGAAGCAAGUCCAAUCAUUAUUGAAGCUUCCGACCCUAAGUAAGGAAUCCGUAUCCGAACUGCGCAACUUUGUUGAAAGCUUCGAACGUAACAUUCAAACCCUCGAUCAGAUCAUCGAACCAGCGGACUACAAGAACCUGUUGCUGGUAAAUCUCAUCACCAUGCGGUUGGAUCCAUACACCCGUCGUGCCUGGGAAGAAUGUUCGGCCUCCAAGGAACAAGAUUCGCUGGAGGAGCUCACGGAAUUCCUUCGUAAGCGGAUCCAACUACUGGAAUCACUCCCUCCAAGGCAAGCAGACUCCAAGGGCGUCCACAACCAACAAACGGCUCCAAAACCCAAAUUUCCAGCGCUGAAGGCCAGUUACAAUUCCGUUCAAUCGAGCGGGGGAAGAUGUGUGGCUUGUGAGGACAACCACCUUCUAUAUCAAUGCUCCGCAUUCCAACGACUAUCCGUGGCGGACAGGGACUCACUAUUGAAAUCCAACGGACUCUGCCGAAAUUGCUUCCGAUCCGGUCAUCAGGCAAAGGAUUGCCAAUCCAAGUUCUCCUGUCGGAAGUGUAAUCGUCGGCACCAUACCCUAGUGUGCUUCCAACCGGAGAAGGGCGCUACCAUGGCCGCAGCAGCUGCUGGGAGGAAUAAUCUCUCAAACUCUCAAGGUUCCAAGAGCUCCAAUUCGAAUCAACCGGCUAGCGGGGCGACCACGAACACCACGACAUGCAAUGUGGCUCAGAAGAUUUCAUCGCCAGUCCUACUAGCGACUGCGGUGGUCAUCGUCGAGGACGACUUUGGUACAAGGUUCAACGCUAGAGCUCUUCUGGACUCUGGCGCUGAAAGUAACUUCGUUUCGGAGCGACUGAGCCAACGAAUGAAAUUAUCCAGAGAAAGGGUCGACAUUUCAGUUCUUGGUAUAGGGCAGACAACCAGCAAAGCCAAGUACCAGGUUCAAAUGAUGGUUCGCUCGCGAGUUUCGGAAUAUUCGCGGGAUAUGAGCUUCCUAGUAUUACCCAAGGUUACCGUGAAUUUGCCCACAACCCCAAUCAACAUGGAAGGAUGGAAGUUACCGGAUGGAAUCCAAUUGGCGGAUCCAGCUUUCUUCCAAUCCAAGGGAGUCGACAUCAUCCUAGGCAUCGAGAAUUUCUUCGAGUUCUUCGAAACUGGGCGAAGACUUUCUAUCGAGAACCAUCUCCCAAACCUCGCGGAAUCGGUAUUCGGAUGGGUAGCCAAUGGUGGCUGCUCAACACCAAGCAGAUCCACUCAAAUCAGCUGCCAUUUCUCAGCCACUAUGGAACUGGAGAAGCUGAUGGAACGGUUCUGGUUAUGCGAAGAAGUAGAAUUCUCCAAUUCCUUUUCUCCAGAAGAAAAACUCUGUGAGGAGCUGUUCCAACGUGGGGUCCAAAGAGGUUCGGACGGUCGGUACACUGUUCCCUUACCAAAAAAUGAAGAGGUUCUUCCAACUCUUGGCGAGUCACGGGACAUCGCAUUCCGACGUCUUCUUGGAACAGAACGACGGUUGGCAAGGGAUUCCAAUUUACGGGAACAGUACGUCGCGUUCAUGGAUGAAUACCUGAAAUUGGGGCACAUGCGAAGGGUCGAAGACGUCGCAACGGAGUCAACCAAACGGUGUUAUCUACCUCAUCAUCCGGUGGUCAAGGAGGCGAGUACCACCACCAAGGUCAGGGUUGUCUUCGACGCCUCAUGCAAGACAUCAUCCGGAGUGUCCUUGAACGAUGUGCUUCUGGUGGGACCAGUUGUGCAGGAGGAUAUGAGAGCAAUCAUUCUACGGAGCCGGACAAAGCAGAUUCUCCUCGUAUCGGAUGUUGAGAAAAUGUUUCGGCAGAUCCUUACUUCGUCAGUGGAUCGACCACUACAGUCGAUACUCUUCCGGUUUUCACCCGACGAGGACGUUACGGUAUACGAGCUAGAAACCGUCACGUAUGGAACCAAACCCGCUCCCUUUCUAGCAACUCGUACUCUUCAGCAGCUGGCAGCUGACGAAGAAACCCGUUUCCCGCUCGCAGCAAAGGCAAUUCGUGAGGACGUCUACAUGGACGACGUAAUCACUGGCACGGAUGAGCUAGAAACAGCUAUCUCCCUCAGAUCCCAACUAACGGAGAUUAUGGAAAGCGGUGGUUUCAAGCUCAGGAAAUGGUCCUGCAAUAUUCCCGCAGUUUUGGAAGGCGUACCCACGGAGAAUCUGGCUAUUCCCAAUAGUACCGGAAUCAACCUAGAUCCGAACCAAUCGGUCAAAACGUUGGGCCUGACAUGGAUGCCCAACACCGAUACCCUACGAUUCCAGUUCGAAGUCCCGCAGUUAGAUCCUCAUAUCCCACUAACGAAGCGCCGUAUCCUAUCACUCAUCGCUACGUUAUUUGAUCCUCUUGGCCUGAUCGGAGCUACGACAGCAUCUGCCAAAAUCUUGAUGCAGCACCUGUGGACGCUAGAGGACAGAAACGGUAACCGGUUGGAUUGGGAUCAACCAGUACCUCCAACGGUGGGUGAGAACUGGCGGAAAUUCCACGAAAAACUUCCACUUCUGAACCAAAUUCGUGUCGAUCGUUGUGUUAUCAUACCCUAUGCCACGGCCGUGGAGAUGCACUGCUUCUCGGAUGCUUCUGAAAGGGCGUAUGGUGGUUGCAUCUACCUACGAAGUCAGGAUUCCAGCGGAGCAAUCAAGGUUCGACUCUUAUCAUCCCGAUCCAAGGUGGCUCCACUCCGUUGUCAGUCUAUCCCUCGAUUAGAGCUCUGUGGUGUGCUCUUAUUGUCCCAGCUAUACGAGAAGGUCAAAAACUCUAUUCGGUUGGCGGCUCAGACGUACUUCUGGACGGAUUCCACAUGUGUGCUGCGUUGGAUCGAAUCUACACCAGCAACUUGGACCACGUUCGUUGCCAACAGGGUGGCAAAAAUUCAAACGCUAACGGAAGGAUGGCAAUGGAGACACGUACCCGGUACAGACAACCCAGCGGACCUAAUAUCACGUGGAGUGUCACCUGAAGACAUCGUCCACAACGAACUCUGGUGGGAAGGUCCGUAUUGGUUGAAGCAAGCUCCAGAAUCAUGGCCUGGUGCUGUUGAAGAAAACCUAGAAGCAGGAGAGGAAGAAAGGCGCCGCGCCGUAGUUGCGUGUACCGGAUCAUCCGUAGCGGAAUUCAAUGAAAUGUACCUCAGCAAAUUUGGAUCGUACGCUGACCUGAUUCGACGAACAGCUUAUUGGCUACGGCUGAUGAAUCUUCUACAAAUCCCAGCAGCAAAUCGUUCUCCAAACGGAUUCCUAACCACAGCGGAGCUGAAGGCUGCUGAAAAUGCUAUUCUGCGGAACGUCCAACGAGAAGUCUUCGCAGAAGAAUGGAGGGUUUUAUCGAAAGGAGAGUACGUAUCGAGGAAGUCACCGUUGAGGUGGUUUCAUCCGUUCAUCUGCAAGGAUGGAAUCAUCAGAGUAGGAGGUCGUCUGAAGAAUUCCGAUGAACUGGAAGGUACCAAACAUCCCGCAGUAUUACCAGCACGUCAUCAGUUAACCCGUAUGAUAAUGAAACAUUUUCAUGAGCGACUGUUACAUGCCGGACCCCAACUACUAUUGGGAGCGAUUCGGCUGCAAUUCUGGCCUCUUGGUGGGAGGAACGUAGCAAGAGAGGUAGCACAUCGGUGCUUGAGAUGCUACCGUACUAAACCGUCUACUGUCCAGCAAUUCAUGGGAGAGUUGCCAUCACCUCGUGUAACAGUAUCCCGACCGUUUACGAAAACAGGCGUGGACUACUUUGGCCCCGUCUAUAUACGACCAGCUCCGAGACGCGCGGCCGUGAAGGCCUACGUGGCAGUGUUUAUCUGUCUCGGUACAAAUGCAGUACACUUGGAACUCGUUUCUGACCUUUCAACAGAGCGAUUCAUGCAAGCGUUGCGACGAUUUGUGUCGCGGCGAGGAAAAUGCUCAGAUAUCUAUUCAGAUAAUGGCACAAAUUUCGUCGGCGCUAGGAACCAAUUGACCGAACUCUUCCGUUUGCUGAAGGAUCGAGAACACAACGAACGAAUCGCUACCGAGCUCGCCACGGACAGUAUUCAAUGGCACUUCAAUCCCCCGAGUGCUCCACACUUCGGAGGCCUCUGGGAGGCAGCUGUCCGGUCGGCCAAGAAACACUUGCUGAAUGUUAUCGGAGAAGCGGUAUUUUCAUUGGAAGAUUAUACCACGCUGCUAACGCAGGUUGAGGCCUGCCUGAAUUCCCGUCCGUUAACCCCAAUGUCGGAUGACCCAGAUGACUUGGAGCCGUUGACACCGGCGCACUUCCUUGUGGGCUCGUCGCUUCAAGCUCUUCCUGAUGUCGAACAUCUCACCGUCCCGGUGAACCGCCUGAAUCAGUUCCAAGUGAUCCAGCAGAAACUGCAGCAUUUCUGGGUCCGUUGGCGACGGGAAUAUUUGAGCCAACUGCAGGCCAGAACCAAAAGAUGGAAGCCUGCAAUUCCCAUAGAACCAGGAAAACUAGUUAUCAUCAAGGAUGAAAACCUCCCUCCGAUCCGUUGGAAGAUGGGAAGAAUCAUUGCUCUACACCCUGGCGAUGACAACAUUACCAGAGUCGUGACCGUUAAGACUGCCACCGGUGAGCUGAGGCGUCCGGUGGAAAGGAUUUGUAUUCUUCCUAUUCCAACCGAUGAAGAAGAACACGUCACCCAGAAUGUCGCGCUGUAA
Ochlerotatus camptorhynchus is the source of this 5304-nucleotide messenger RNA. RefSeq lists its product as uncharacterized. The record is from RefSeq and is a predicted model, not a curated record. The transcript has a single exon. Gene Ontology annotation, biological process: proteolysis; DNA integration. Gene Ontology annotation, molecular function: zinc ion binding; aspartic-type endopeptidase activity; nucleic acid binding. Bases 1 to 5304 code for a protein of 1767 amino acids. Lineage: Eukaryota; Metazoa; Arthropoda; Insecta; Diptera; Culicidae.